This is a messenger RNA of Phragmites australis (common reed), 2128 nucleotides long. Its product is annotated as FRIGIDA-like protein 4a. The transcript is spliced from 3 exons. Bases 225 to 1970 code for a protein of 581 amino acids. NCBI's taxonomy places the organism in Eukaryota, Viridiplantae, Streptophyta, Magnoliopsida, Poales, Poaceae. The record is from RefSeq and is a predicted model, not a curated record.
AAUCUUUCACGGUCCAACCGACGACACCCCCGUCAUCCGGCCUCAACCCCUCUCCCCCCUCCGCCUCACCUGCGGCCGCCCGCGAACCUCCUCUAAACCUGCCAACUUGAGCCGCCACCUCCCUAACCCUAAUCCCGAGGGGGGGGGGGGGGGGGCGUGCUUGGACUGUCGGGUGGGCCGUAACUUCCAAUCUGAAGCCGAACCUCCCCGCAGCCCUCACCGUAAUGGCGACCGCCGACGACUCCGCCGCCGCCGGCGAGGUCCGGAAUCUCCUGGCCCACCUCGACUCCCAGAAGCAGAUCCUCGCGGACUGCCACGGCGCCUGGUCGCGCGCCCUCGCGCACUUCGCCUCGCUCGAGGAGGACCUCGCCUCCCGCUCCGCCUCCCUGGAGGAAGCCCUAGCCGCCGCCGACGCCUCCACUUCCGAAUCCCUCGCGGCACUCGAGGCCCGCGAGGCCAUCGUCCCCGCGCGUCUUGCCGAGGCCUCCACCGUGCUCUCCGCCGCCGUCGCCGAGGCCGAGUCCGCUGCUCCACCGCCCGCCGACGUCCGGGGCGCGCUCCGGUGGAUUUGCCGCCGCAUGGACGCCGGCGCUCUCUGGCGUUUCAUGGCCGCGCGCCGCAGGGAGCUCGCCGUGGUCCGGAGGGAGGCCGGGCUCGCCGUCGCCGCCGCAGUCGACCCGCCCCGCCUCGUCCUGGACGUGGUAAGCGACUGUUUAGCCGUUGGAGAGGGCGCCAGCGAGGACCAAUGCUGGGUGCUCGGUUUGCUGCUUUGCUCGUUGUUCGGUUCCGAUGGCCGGAAACCACCGGAGAUUGGAGAUACUUUAGUUGAGAGGGCGGUCGCAGUCGCCAAGGAGUGGCAAGAGGCGUUUGGUAUCAAUAUGGACAAAUUGGCUCCCGAGAACCAGGAGGUGGAGAUGGCAGAAGCGGACGGCGUAGAGAAUGCACCAGCAACAGAGAAGAAAGAAGAGCAUGGAGAUGGAGAAGAAGUAGAGGAAGAGGAGGAGGACCCGGAGGAGCUGAUUCUUGUGUCAGGGGACGAGGAGGACCCAGAGGAAGUAGAGGAAGACCCUGAGGACGUAGAGAAGGAUGCAAAUGAGGAGAAGGGGGAAGAGGCAGAGAAGACAGCACCUGAAAAAGAGAAGGAAGCAGGAAGGGAGAUCAAGGAGGGGGAGAAGGGAGGAGUCGAUAAGGGUGCACCAGUGCAGCCGGAGGUGCAGAUAUUCCUGCAGAUGGUAGCGGCAUUUGGAUUGAAGGACAAGUUCGAUGGGGAGUUCUUGAGGAGGUUGUUUGUUGCUAAUGGACGGAAGAGGGAGCUUGCCAGGAUUGCAUGUGUGCUUGGAUUCGAGGAGAACCUAGAAGAUAUUGUUGAGGAACUGAUAAAGUCAGGGAACGCGGUAGAGGCUAUAUAUAUUGCUCAUGAGGCUGAUUUGCUUGAGCGAUUUCCACCUGUGCCUCUCCUCCAAUCUUAUCUGCAGGACUCCAGUGACAAGGCUCAGGCUGUGCUGAAAAGUGGAAGACAUUCCAGUUCUGCUGUUGAAGAGGCAAACAACCUGGAGUCCAAUGCAUACAGGUCCGUCAUCAGGUGUGUUGAAUCCUGCCAGCUACUAUCAGUUUUUAGCGUCGAGACCAUAAAGAAGAAACUAGUGAAGUUGGAAAAAGAGAAGGCUGAGAGGAAGAAACCAGGUGGCCCGAGCAGAUUCCAGAACAAGCGAGCACGGGGAGCGACCGGACCUCAUCCGUUCCCUGCUGCCAAGGCUGCAAGGAGCUCAGGCUCAAGCUUCGGCCCAUCCUUCCAGAACCCAGCCUCACGUUCCUUCGGCUACGCAGCUCAUGCAGGGUACGUGAGCCCAGCAGCUGCGCCACCGUACUAUAUGCCUGGGAGUGUGGCUGGGCGAAGAGGUGGUGUGCCGUACGGCGGACCUGGAGCAACAUAUGGUGGUGCCCGGCAACCGUUCCGUCGUUAUGACUAGGGUGGUGUUGUUACUGAAUGUUCCUUGUUUCUGGCUGAUAGGAUCAUGUAUACCUCCUGUUAUUUAAGCGUACUCAUUGUUAAUUCUCAAUGAACGGAUGCAAGAUAUUGAAGGUUGAGCAGUACUCUAUUUUAUGGUGCUCUGUUUUCUUUGAAAAA